Molecule: messenger RNA, 646 nt
Organism: Taeniopygia guttata (zebra finch)
Lineage: Eukaryota; Metazoa; Chordata; Aves; Passeriformes; Estrildidae
Source: RefSeq, a predicted model, not a curated record
CCGCGGGGGCGCGCGCGCUCCGGGCACUUCCGGGGUCACGCGCCCGCCGCGCCCGCUCCCAUUGGCCGAGACGCACGGAGAGGGGGGCGUGGCUUAAACGCCGCCAGCACCACCCAAUGGCGCGCGUCGGUUCGGCCGGAAAGCUCCGCGAUUGGCUGAGUCCCCGCAGAGCGCGGAGGAGGGAAGCGGAACCAAUCAGCGAGAGGGGCGGGAAAGUGGCAGCCAAUCAGCGCAGAGCGCGGGAAGAAUGGCGGCGGCCGAGGCGGCGGCGGCGGCGACCCUGGAGCGGCUGGAGGCUCUCUCGUGCCCCCCGGUUUUGGGGGGCCCCCCCCGCGCCCCCCCCGCGGCGCUGGAGCUGCUCUGCCGCCCCUCCCCCCCCCGGCGGGCCCUGCUGCGCUGGGCCUGCACCCGGGUUUAUCCCCCCCUCAGCGCCGAGCUGGAGUCACUCCCUGAGGAGGAUGAAAUGAGGGCGCUGGCCAGGCUGGGAGCGCAGCUGAUGCUCUGCAGGGCCGACGACCUCGCCCUGGUGGAGGGCACAGCCCCCCCCGAGCAGCAGCUCCAGUUCCUCCAGGACCUUCUGGACGCCGUCCCCCCCCUUGAGACCCCCCCCAAAACCAGGUCUGGACCCCCCCACACACCCCCCUGA